CACAACAUAUAUGUUCCUGUUGGCCGCAGUCGGUGCUCCCACCACCGGCUCGAGGCCGGCGACGCUGCUGGUCGACAACGGCUCGAAGCGGGCCGCGUCCACGCUCGCGCUCCGCGCGGCUGCCGAGCGGCUCUCCCUGCUCACCGGUGGUGCGGUCGAGCCCAUUUCGCUCCGCUGGUCCGACGGCGUGGCCGCCGAUGCGCUCGCCGGCAGGCCGGCCCGCACGCUGCAGUCGGCGCUGCGGCAGCUCGCCGAGGACGGUGUCGACGCCGCCGCCAUCGUGCCGCUCUUUCUUGGGCCGAGCGACGGGCUGGCCGAGGCGGUGCGCGCGGCGCGCGCCGACCCCGCCGCGCCGCGCCGCAUCGCCGCGGCGCCGUGCCUCGUCGACACGGCCGCACCCGCAGACGCGCGGGUUGGCCGCGCGCUCGCUGCGGCGGUGCUCCGGCUCGGCCGCGCGCGAGGGCUGUCCUUUCCGCUGCGAGUCGUGGUCGUCGACCACGGGUCGGCCUCGCGGGCAGUCGUGGCGGUGCGCGACCGGCUCGCCGCGACCGUCGCCGAGCUCCUCGGCCCGCGCGCAUCCGUGAUCGCCGCCUCGAUGGAGCGGCGGCCGGGCGAGCAGUACGCGUUUGCAGAGCCGUUGCUCGAGCGGGUGGUGGGAGGGGCUCCGCCGUACGACAGCGGAGACGUGGUCGUAGCGAUGGCCUUCCUGCAGCCGGGCAGGCACGCCGGGCCGGGCGGCGACGUCGAGCAGAUCCUCGACGCCGCGCGGGGCCGCUCGGCCGGCUUGCGCACGCACGUGACUCCGCUGCUCGGCGGCUCUCACCUCGUGCACGAGGUGCUGGCCGACCGCACCGCGGAGGCGCACGCGGCGCUGCGCGAACCGCACCGCGGCGACCCGGAGGCUUGAGGUGGGCAGGUGGCGGGGGUCCCAGUCUGGGGUCGGUUGUGGCGGUUGCACCCACCGUGCACCGGGACCUGUGUCCCCGGAAUUAAUAUAAUAUUUAUUGAAUUAUGAG
Molecule: messenger RNA, 1016 nt
Organism: Emiliania huxleyi CCMP1516
Lineage: Eukaryota; Haptophyta; Isochrysidales; Noelaerhabdaceae
Exons: 1
Coding region: 11-907 (298 amino acids)
Source: RefSeq, a predicted model, not a curated record